Molecule: messenger RNA, 2055 nt
Organism: Mastomys coucha (southern multimammate mouse)
Lineage: Eukaryota; Metazoa; Chordata; Mammalia; Rodentia; Muridae
Gene: Il34
Product: interleukin 34
Exons: 7
Coding region: 909-1613 (234 amino acids)
Biological process (GO): positive regulation of cell population proliferation; positive regulation of monocyte differentiation; positive regulation of macrophage differentiation
Molecular function (GO): cytokine activity; macrophage colony-stimulating factor receptor binding
Source: RefSeq, a predicted model, not a curated record
GUCUCAGGCUUUGUGGUUAGACCUCAGUAACCAGCUGUGUGCAUUCUUGGGUAAACCACCUCCCACUGCUCAGGUCUGUCUGUAGAUGGGUUAACUGGGGCCAAAAAACUCUCCUAGGGGCCCCAUUGGCUGUAUUCAGUUUUGUAAUGAAAGACUCCAGGUAUUCAGGAGAGGGUCUGGAAUUUUCCCCUAAACACCAGUCCAGUCUACAUAGAAACUAAAGACACCCCAUAUUCACCCUCAGGGCUGUCCCCUCGCAGUGGCUGUGUUUGAGGCUCCCUCCUACUCCACACUCCAAGACAGGCUGGGGCCACGUGGCCCCGCCCCACCCUGCCCUUGCUGGCUGGGGCUCCAGUUCUAGAAACAAAUCUGAGCUGCUGUAGCUUGUGUUCCCCGCCCUCCGAGAAGAGGGGCCACGACAGCAUUUGCUGCCACAGCCCCAAGGCACCUGCUCCCGGUCUUGAGCUGCUCAAAGCUUCCAACAACCCAGAGAAGCCUACGUUCUGGCAGAGCUAGACUUCACACUGAGCAGCUGCAGCCGGAGAAACCAGAGAAAGCACCACCCAGCCCCAGAUUCCAAGAGGCCUGCCUGCUGGGGACUCCCUUCUCUUCCUCCUCCUCCUCCUCCUCUUCUUCUUCCUCCUGAGACCCCCAAAGCCACUGUCUCACACCAGUUCCUGAGCUGCAAUGGGACUGGCAGCCACCGCCCCCUGGCUGUCCUCCGCCCUGCCAAGCAGAUAGGGCGGUAGCUACCCCAGGAGUACCUGCCCCCUCUCAGCCUGGGCCAGCCCUUCCUGAACUUGGUGGCCACCUUUGCUGACCUAAGGCCAUGUAGUCCCUGGCUCAGGCCUCUGGACACACUGCUGGGGACAGUGCCUCUGCGCUCAGGGGGCACCCAGUGCACCAUCAUGCCCUGGGGACUCGCCUGGUUAUACUGUCUUGGGAUCCUACUUGACGUGGCUUUGGGGGACGAGAAUUUGGAGAUAUGGACUCUGACCCAAGAUAAGGAGUGUGAUCUUACAGGCUACCUUCGGGGCAAGCUCCAGUACAAGAACCGGCUUCAGUACAUGAAACACUACUUCCCCAUCAACUACAGGAUUGCUGUGCCUUAUGAGGGAGUACUCAGAGUGGCCAACAUCACAAGGCUGAAGGCCCAUGUGAGUGAGCGAGAGCUUCGGUACCUGUGGGUCUUGGUGAGUCUCAAUGCCACUGAAUCUGUGAUGGAUGUGCUUCUCGAGGACCACCCAUCCUGGAAGUAUCUGCAGGAGGUUCAGACAUUGCUGGAGAAUGUUCAGCAGAGCCUCAUGGAUGUGGAGAUUGGCCCUCACGUGGAAGCCGUGUUAUCUCUUCUGAGUACCCCAGGCCUAAGCCUGAAGCUGGUGCGGCCCAAAGCCUUGCUGGACAACUGCUUCCGGGUCAUGGAGCUGCUGUACUGCUCUUGCUGUAAACAAAGCCCCAUCUUAAAAUGGCAGGACUGUGAGCUACCCAGGCUCCAUCCCCACAGUCCAGGGUCCUUGAUGCAGUGUACAGCUACCAAUGUGUACCCUUUGCCUCGGCAGACCCCCACCUCCCUGCCCAGGUCCCCAAGCUCAAGCCAUGGCCCGUUGCCCUGAGCAGUCUGUGUGUUGACCCUGGGUCGGGCCACUGGAUGUAUUUCAGAAACUGGUCUGGAUUUGAGACUUUCCUGGUUGGUGGGUAGGUAGCCCUUUAGGAGAGGCCUUCCCAGAAAGGCCUCCUUCCUUCUCUUCUACAGCUAGGCUUCCUGCCUUCUGUACCUGUGAUGUCAUCACCCGGAGCCUCAGGGGAGGGUUGUGAGGAGAUGGCUGGUUGCUAUCCCUCCACCACCUCUACCUGUGGCCGGUUCUGAAAUCUGCAAACACUGCUGCCCCACAGGCGGGUGCCACCUAGGAUUCCGGGACUUACUGGGGCUUUUCAGUUGCGCUGACUGUGGGGUACUGGGCCGAGGACCGACCAAAUGCCGUAUCUUGCCACAACGAUGCUCUUCUGGUUCCUUUUUCUAUUAAAUGGCCAUUUGUUUGGUUUGGCUUGCCUCUG